GGGUCGGUCGGCUCGUCCGUUUACUACAAUCAAUAGAUACGCAAAAAUGGUGUCAGACUUUAGAAAGACGAAGCUCCUCCACAUCUUCAACGCUUUCUUCGACGUUGACAGAAACGGCUAUGUCGACAAGAACGACUUCCAAGUUGCUGCCGGUACCAUCGCCACCCUGAGAGGCUGGAAACAAGGAGACACCACCUACAACCUUCUCGAGGAGAACUUACUCGCAAUCUGGACCGGUCUUCAGGGCCACGCUGACAAGGACAACGACGGUAAAGUAUCCCAGGACGAGUGGAUCCAACUCUGGGAUGACUUCGCAAAGAACCCUGAAAGUAGCAAGGAAUGGCAGGACCUUCUCUGCCGCUGCAUCUUCCAAAUCGAAGACUCUAGCAACGAUGGCUCCAUCGAUUGCGAAGAAUUCUCAUCCGUGCACGCCUCUUUCGGCCUCGACAAGCAGGAGAGCAUCGAUGCCUUCAAGAAAAUGGCGGCAGGUAAGGAGAGCAUCACCUGGCCCGAAUUCCAGGAACUGUGGAAGGAAUAUUUCAUUACCGAAGACAAGGACGCUCCCGGUAAUUUUAUCUUCGGAUGUUUCUUGUGCGGUCUGCAUAAGCACAGUCAUUGAUAACAUUUAGAAUGCUUUAUAAGAAUAUUCUCGAUGUAUUUUAUACAACUGAAUGAUAACUUCAGGUUGCUGAUAAACAGUGUUUGGACAUAAAUUGUACGAACAUGGAGCCUGAAAUACAAAGUACUAUAAGGCACUGCCCCGAGAUGUAAUAUAGAAUAAUGUUCAAUAAAUUAUCAUGUUAAAGCAGAAAAGGUUUCCCAAAAUAUUGUCAUGUAUAGGUUACCUGAUAAUCUAUGAAUUGUAAUUCUGUUAACAAUAGAUAGACGAUAUCUGAACUGUAAACAGUACUCUAUUAAUAAUCUUGUAAUAUGCCUGUAUUAAUUUAAAUCUAAUUGAUAAGUAUUUUUUGAUAAUAAAUUGUAAAUAAAU
Messenger RNA from Manduca sexta (tobacco hornworm), 991 nucleotides. Its product is annotated as calexcitin-2. The coding region runs from base 47 to 619 and encodes 190 amino acids. The transcript has a single exon. The record is from RefSeq and is a predicted model, not a curated record. Gene Ontology annotation, molecular function: calcium ion binding. Lineage: Eukaryota; Metazoa; Arthropoda; Insecta; Lepidoptera; Sphingidae.